UCACAAAAGCUAGGAGCCACAACUCAAUCCUAAUUUUCCCCGGUGGCCGUCGCAAGUUUAUAUAGCCCACACACGCCGCUGAGCAACUCCUCUGUAUCUCCGCUGCCACCGGGGUUGGGAUCGAGAGAGGAACACGUACACACAGCGCCAUGGGUAGCCCGCUGGAGAGCAACGGCAAGCAGCUGGAGAGCCCGUUGCUGACCUCGCUGCAGCCGGCGUCGGCCGGCAGCGGCAGCGACGACGGGCAUGGACACGGGGCGGCCAAGCAGCUGGAGAGCAUCCUGAACGACGAGUCGGUGCCCUGGGGCCGGCGGAUGAGCGCGGCGACGGUGGUGGAGAUGCGGAUGCUGCUGCGCCUCGCGGCGCCCGCCGUGCUGGUGUACAUGAUCAACUACCUCAUGUCCAUGUCCACGCAGAUCUUCUCCGGCCACCUCGGCACGCUCGAGCUCGCCGCCGCCUCCCUCGGCAACACCGGCAUCCAGGUCUUCGCAUACGGCCUCAUGGUAAGCUCCGCCAAACUGUUGAUGCUAACCUUGAUUAGUUCCUGCUGGUACUACCUCACUCAACUUGUUCGCGACGAGACACUUAUUUUGUUAGCGAUAGUCAAAUUUCUAGUAUCCUAGCUAGUAGCUAUUCUUAUCGUACUUUAAGUUUAAGCAGAGAGAGACUUAGUCUACUACGCCAGUAGCAAGAUGAUUUGCCUAGUGGCGUUUGCUCGUUUGGUGCACAAAUCACAAAUGUCGCAUCGUGAGCUACUGACAGUAGAUUAGAUUCGACAUGUGCGAGCUGGUUCAGCUAUCGCCGAAGAUUCGUCCGCCUGCGCUGCAAUCCAAAUCCAACCGAAUAGACUUCGUAGCAGCCGCUGGUGCACAAGAUGGCUUUUGGCUCUCGGGUAGCAUCAAGUAGUAGGUGGGUAGUUGCCAUUUCGUCCAUGAUAUACACCAUUCAAUCCCGUAUAAAGGUUAUUCGCCAAAAAAAUAUCCGUAAAAGGCUUGUUUGUUACUAGAAUCUUUGUGGAAUUUAGUUGAGAUAAUACUAUGGAGUAUUGGGUAAAGCGUUACCAUCACUCAAUCCCCACAAAACUUCAUCCAUAAUCCAUUAGGUAUAGGCAGAGUAUUGCGGAUUGGAAAAAAAAACCUAAGAUUUAAGACAAAAAUAGAAAUACUCAAUACUCUAGUACUAAACAUGCUUUUAAAAGUAGGGUGUGCCUAUG
Lolium rigidum is the source of this 1213-nucleotide messenger RNA. RefSeq names its product protein DETOXIFICATION 40-like. Gene Ontology annotation, cellular component: membrane. Bases 150 to 623 code for a protein of 157 amino acids. The record is from RefSeq and is a predicted model, not a curated record. The transcript has a single exon. Lineage: Eukaryota; Viridiplantae; Streptophyta; Magnoliopsida; Poales; Poaceae. Gene Ontology annotation, molecular function: transmembrane transporter activity.